AUGCAAACUGGUCACCUCGCCGUGAAGUCUACGUCUAAUAGCUCUGCAUCGCAAAACAAUGGCUGCACUUUAUUGUCCACAAAUUCCGCUCUUUUUUACCGGACCACCGAGAACGUGUUCACUCAACCGUCGUCAGGUCUCGCAAACGUCCACUAUGACCACCGUUUGAGCAUCGGGGACAACAUGACCUAUUCGGAAGUUAACUCUACCACAGACAUGAGAGAAGCUGACAACGAAGAAGAUGAAGAGACCGAUUUCGACGAUGUUCAUAGCUGUUCUGUCUACGGGCCGACCUCAUCCAUCGGUACGCCAAAUCUUUCUCGUCCAGUGAUCCUGUGUCAGUCACGAGCUGCAACGGCGGUCCACCAUUCAUCUGCGCCCGAAUCGCCAAAGCUUCUUGCAUAG
Molecule: messenger RNA, 405 nt
Organism: Hydatigera taeniaeformis
Lineage: Eukaryota; Metazoa; Platyhelminthes; Cestoda; Cyclophyllidea; Taeniidae
Source: the annotation of a GenBank genome assembly